AAACAUAAUUACGCAAUCACACCCCCUUUCAUCUAUUUUCCCUAGAAUGUCGUGCCUUUUUUUUUUUCUUCUUCUUGUUUUCUUAUUGGCCUCCACCAUAAUUUCUAGGGUUUAGCACACAGGCGAUCAUCGAUCAAAAUGGAUUGGGGCAAUGUAACCGGAGAAGAUCUGAUCGAGGCCCUCCGCGAGGUCGACUGGUCAUCGCCUCCUCGGCCACUCUCUGAAUUCUUCUCCAGGUUCACCGUCCCCCGAUCCUAUUCCAAAUGGGACAGUCGCCUCAAGUGCAAUCUCUACUAGUACGAAUUCUCCAAUUCAUGCGCUGUGUAUAUGUGUGUGUGUGUGUGGAAAUCGUGUUUGAAAUAAUCGGUUUUGCUGUUUAUGACUGUAUUUGUAUGCUCUGUUUGUCUGCUGAGAAUUAGAGGAGGAAACGAACAACGCGCGAACAAUUCGAAUUCUUAUCUUUUCCGUGAUAUGAAACUAUAUCAACUCAACUAUAGGACGAAUUAUUUUAUCUUGAUUGUAUUCAUUCUUGGAAUGGCUUUUUUGAGAAGGCCCCUUGCUAUUGUUGCUGCACUAUUGACAGCUCUAAGCAUCACAUUUCUAAAUGACAGCUUUGCAGGUACUUUUAGUGAAAAGGUAACAAGAAGUGUGAGGCAGUUUUCUCCACAUUUAGCUGCAAAAAUGAGGCCCCCACUUACGCCUGUUAUCCGUCGGCGUCCAUCAGCUAAAAGGGAGAUUUACAUAUGUGGACAGCCUCGUUGGGUGUUUGUUUUGGUAUUCUCUGCUGUGAGUUUCAUUCUUUGGUUUGUUUCUUGUGGCCUCUUAACUGUUCUAUGGGCAUUUGCCAUUGGCCUUCUUGUCACUAUCAUCCAUGCAAGCUUUAGAACACCUAACUUGAAAGCUCGUCUGAACACAUUCCGUGAGGAAUUCCGUGCAGUUUGGCGCAAUUAUAGUGAGCUGUAGCUUGUUUAAAUUUUGUUUGCACGCGUUUUUGCUUCUCUGUUUCGGGGCAUCCCGACAGUUGUAAAGAGAAUGCAGUGCGUUCUUAUAAAUUUGGGCCUCCUAUUCUGCUGCUGUGGAAUAAUUACAUUAUCCGGCUACUGAAUUCUAAAGUUCUGGCUGCUAAUAUUUGCAGAUUAAUGGCGGAUUGUACAUUGUCUCGAACUCAUGUUUCAGUUAAGCACUGUGUAUUUAUGAUGCAUAUUUUAAGAAUUCUCUGGGAUGUCUACAAGGCAGUUGCUAAAAGAUUUCUUAGUUUUAUGACCUGCAUGAAAAUCCCUUCUUAGUGUAUUUUGGAGAAUCGUGGAAACAUUCUCAGUAGUUUGUAUCUUGUGCCAGUGACUAUCUUGUUAAUUCGUUCGUCAAUCGAAUGCACACAAUAUACCUCUGGUAUUUGAUG
Molecule: messenger RNA, 1399 nt
Organism: Ilex paraguariensis (yerba mate)
Lineage: Eukaryota; Viridiplantae; Streptophyta; Magnoliopsida; Aquifoliales; Aquifoliaceae
Source: the annotation of a GenBank genome assembly